GUUCGCGCGUUUAUCGAUAGGCAAUGUUUUGGUUCUGUUUGUCUUCGGCAUAAAAUACUUUUCAUGCGGAUUUUACGACAAUUUAAAAGCAUUCUACGUUUGGCAAGUUGUGAAUGUUAUAACGGUGCGUAGACUUACCAAGUCGGCAGCAAAUCAGCGGUUGUAAACAAUUCUCGUGGUUGUCGAAAAUGCAAAGCCCCAAACGCCUGCGAAAUGCACAGACCCAGCACGGAGAUGCCUUAUCGGUGGACGUGGAGAACAUAUUUCUGCACCGGUUCAUGUUGUCCACAAACCCAACCCUAGCAUCUACUACAAACGAACAAGAUCAGUCCUCCAAAUGUGUGUGGUAUCCAGAUGAUACGACUGCAGAUCCUACAGACCACACAGAUCCCCCGAUUUUGUUAUCAGAUGAACCGCUUGAAGUAGCACAUUUACCAGAAAAACGAAAGGCUAACAACUCAGAAGACGAAAGCAAUGCGAAAAAAGUAAAAUUAGAUGCAAAUGGGCUCAAAACCAAACGUCCUGGAUUCAAUGAAGAAAGAUACGAAGAAACUUCGUAUUAUUUUGAGAAUGGACUUAGAAAGGUGUAUCCAUAUUUUUUCACAUUUACUACAUUCGCCAAAGGGCGUUGGGUUGACGAGAAAAUUCUGGAUGUGUUUGUCCGUGAGUUUCGAGCUGCUCCUCCCGAAGAAUACGAGCGCAGCCUGGAAGCUGGAAAAUUGACUGUUAAUUAUGAAAAAGUGCCUAAGGACUAUAAAAUCAAACACAACGAUUUGCUGGCCAAUGUCGUGCAUAGACACGAAGUCCCUGUUACUUCACAGCCCAUCAAGGUAGUGUACAUGGACAAGGAUAUUGUGGUUGUGAAUAAGCCGGCGUCAAUACCAGUACAUCCAUGUGGGCGAUAUAGACAUAACACCGUGGUUUUUAUUCUGGCCAAGGAGCACAACCUAAAAAACCUGAGAACAAUUCACAGACUGGAUCGACUGACAUCUGGUCUUCUUUUGUUCGGGCGCACUGCCGAAAAGGCCCGCGAAUUGGAGCUACAAAUCCGAACUAGACAAGUCCAGAAAGAAUACGUGUGUCGCGUUGAAGGGCGUUUUCCGGAUGGUAUAGUUGAAUGCAAUGAAAAAAUAGACGUUGUGAGCUACAAAAUCGGUGUUUGUAAGGUUUCACCAAAGGGCAAGGACUGUAAAACUACGUUUCAAAGAAUUGGUGAAGUGGGAGAUGACAGCAUUGUUUUAUGCAAACCUCUUACAGGACGUAUGCACCAAAUAAGAGUACACCUACAGUAUUUGGGCUAUCCUAUUUCAAAUGAUCCCUUAUACAACCACGAAGUCUUUGGUCCCUUAAAAGGACGAGGAGGAGACAUCGGUGGUAUAACUGAAGAACAGUUGAUCAAUAACCUAAUUACCAUUCAUAAUGCCGAAAAUUGGUUGGGUCUUGAAGGAGAAAAAGUCCCGACAACGGAAAUCCAAAGUGAAUUAAAAACUACUUCAGCAGUGAAGGUACCAAUAGAUACUAAAGCUCCGGAACCCGUAAUUCCAGCAACAAACGAAUCAAUCAAUGAAGCUGCCACCCAAACUUGCUAUGAAGAACCAGACAGGUCUUUUGACUCAGAAAAGACAACUUCGGAUCCGCAUUGUUCUGAAUGCAAAGUCAACUACAGAGACCCCGGCCCAAAGGAUCUUAUAAUGUUCCUUCAUGCAUGGAAAUAUAGGGGUGUCGGUUGGGAAUACGAAACAGAACUACCGGAGUGGGCUUGUAAAACGACUAUAAAUUAUGAUCAGUUGUGAAUCAAUAAACUUGAUUGACUUUUUAAACAAUAA
Drosophila suzukii is the source of this 1826-nucleotide messenger RNA. It is a transcript of the gene RluA-2, whose product is annotated as RluA pseudouridine synthase 2. Lineage: Eukaryota; Metazoa; Arthropoda; Insecta; Diptera; Drosophilidae. The record is from RefSeq and is a predicted model, not a curated record. Gene Ontology annotation, biological process: enzyme-directed rRNA pseudouridine synthesis. Gene Ontology annotation, molecular function: pseudouridine synthase activity; RNA binding.